This is a messenger RNA of Aspergillus homomorphus CBS 101889, 1248 nucleotides long. RefSeq lists its product as uncharacterized. NCBI's taxonomy places the organism in Eukaryota, Fungi, Ascomycota, Eurotiomycetes, Eurotiales, Aspergillaceae. The record is from RefSeq and is a predicted model, not a curated record. The transcript has 2 exons. The coding region runs from base 1 to 1248 and encodes 415 amino acids.
AUGGUUUGGAACAGGACCAACGGGGUCUGGCACGAUGAUCUGGACGGGGCGGAGAAGGUUUUCUACGACAUGUCCCAGGCUUUUCAACCGGUAGGCAAAGAGCAUGGGUCGGUCUACACGGUGUGCAAGAUCCGCAUGCUCGAGGAUCAGCGUCCCCAGCACCCUCUCGAAGUUCGACUCCGGGACGCCUGGAUCUCGCUACGGAUCGAAUUUCCCUCGUUAAGUGUCGUGGUAUCAGACGCCCAGCGGAAAGAGUACAUGUCGGCGAAUCCUCAGCGUCUCCAGCAUUGGGCGAGUGAGACCUUCUGGGUAGACGACUCGGGUAACUCAGCCAUCCAGGUCGUGUCCUCGCUGCACCUGAGAAAGUUUCCCUGCCUGAUCUUCCUGCCGCGAACCUCCGAGCUCGUCUUCCAUUCGUCCCACUGGCGCAUCGACGCUUUGGGGGCCUGUAUGUUGUUGGACCGAUUGUUCGAAAAGCUCUCCCGCGACACCGACACGAUUUCCGUCAACGAGGACGAUAAUAUGUCCCCGAACCUCUCUCCUAGCCUGGAGGAUGCGUUUGGCUCCCCAGCAGCACCGACUCCCCAGAUGGAAGCUGUGGCGAAAUGCGUUCAACGGAGAAAUUUCCAGACCUCGUACCCGACCGCCGGACUGCCCGUGGCGAUGGGGGCGCGAGCCUCACCACCUGCCAGGUCCAGCCCGCAGGCCCUCGCGUUGACGCGUGAAGCAACGGAGGCCCUGCUUGCGGCCUGCAAGCGGCAUGCCAUCAGCGUCACCGCGGCGGUUCAUGCUGCGUGUGCGCAGGCCGUCUUCGAUCGCUGGGAUUCCUUUACUACUCGCGCCGGCCAGCUCACCAAGGCCUAUCGGGGCGGUGAUUGGGAUGUGUCGGAGUACAUGGCGGCGCUUCGGCCGAUCUACAGGGUCCACGGGGAGACUCUCCGAGCCCUGGCCACACCCCACACACGGGCGCCUGCCACCAACAUCACCGUCAGCAGCUUGGGAGUCAUUGACAAAUACUUAACCAGAAAACACGGUGCAGGGGUCCUCGUGGAACAGUUUCAUCUCGGGAGUGCAAUCAUGAACCGACAGAUGACUUUGUAUAUCUGGACAUUCGACGGACAGUUAACCUUGUCGUUAGACUCCAACGAGGCGUAUUACCCACCCGAGAUUGUCCGUGGUAUACUAGGGAGCAUUUGCGCCUGCUUAGAGAAAGAGCUGAAUCUGAAUACGGUCCUGAUGAGGGCGUGA